GGGGCCGACGAUAGGGGAGCGGAGCGAGGCCAUGGAACGAGGUCCAACAUAGAUGAGUUCUGCGACUGGAGCUGGACAUCGCCCAACGGGAAGUGAAUGAGUGGAGUGAGGAUCAUCUCAGAUAAUGAGGGAAGAGAAGAUCAAAUGACAGGCGAAUUCAGAGCGACUUAGUGAUAGCUCGAUCAUAGACAAUGCUUCCCUCUCAUGUAGCGCUACGUUUCGCUCCUUCAUCUCGUGCGGGCGGAGGGUGGAUAUUCCCGACGAGCUGGCCGCAAGACAAAUAUUCCCCUCUCUCAACUGUCAAAUCGAGCAACCGUACAACAUGCAUACAUUGCACUAUGCAAGCCAUGACCAUACGAGUGUCCGCCAAAUGUGCAUCGGCUACCAAUUCAAGCUACCUGAAUAGCUGUCAGCUUGUGGGUCUGCCGAAAUGUCAUCUCUCAACGCCCAUUCCCAUUUGGCGCCCGCUCGACCUCAAAUCCCUCAGUGUAACUAUGAACUAAUAAACCAUCUCGGCUCAACGAUACCAGUCCCAUCCACCGCCGACUUCAAGACGAAGCCAUUGGACAAUG
Messenger RNA from Kockovaella imperatae, 572 nucleotides. RefSeq lists its product as hypothetical. The transcript has a single exon. The record is from RefSeq and is a predicted model, not a curated record. The coding region runs from base 192 to 503 and encodes 103 amino acids. Lineage: Eukaryota; Fungi; Basidiomycota; Tremellomycetes; Tremellales; Cuniculitremaceae.